This is a messenger RNA of Penicillium alfredii, 1857 nucleotides long. Its product is annotated as ATP-binding cassette family ATPase ARB1. Bases 1 to 1857 code for a protein of 618 amino acids. Gene Ontology annotation, molecular function: ATP binding; ATP hydrolysis activity. Lineage: Eukaryota; Fungi; Ascomycota; Eurotiomycetes; Eurotiales; Aspergillaceae. The record is from RefSeq and is a predicted model, not a curated record. The transcript has 2 exons.
AUGGUUUCCGCCUCUAAGGCUGCUCGUAUGGCCAAGCGUGCCGACGACGGCAAGAAGAAGGGCAAGAAGGGCGACAAGGGCGAUGAAACUCCCGUUCUUGACGCCGAUGGCAACCCCUUACCCCAAGAGGAGCAACCCGCCACCACCGAUGCCAAGAUGAAGGAAGUCGAGAAGCUCACUGCACAGAUGGACAAGCACGGCCUGUCGGACCGUGUCACCACCGGUGUGCUUUCGUCUCUGCCUUCUUCCCGUGACGCCAAGGUCACCUCGGCCUCGCUGGUGUUCCACGGUAAGGUCCUUAUUACCGACUCUACCCUCGAACUCAACUUUGGCCGUCGCUAUGGUCUGCUGGGUGAGAACGGCUGUGGCAAGUCCACACUGCUCAAGUCUAUCGACUCGCGGGAGUUCCCCAUUCCCGAACACAUUGAUAUAUACCUUCUGAACGAGGGUGCACCUCCCAGUGACCUCGGUGCUCUGGAGUGGGUCGUCAGCCAGGCCCAAGAACAGCUGGACGGGAUGGAAAAGAAGGCCGAGGAGAUUCUGGAGCACCACGGCCCCGAGAGCCCCAUCCUGGAGGACCUUUACGACCGCAUGGACAAGAUGGACCCGUCCACCUUCCACACCCGUGCCUCGCUCAUUUUGACCGGUUUGGGCUUUAACAAGACCACCAUCCACAAGAAGACCAAGGACAUGUCCGGUGGGUGGCGUAUGCGUGUCGCCCUCGCCAAGGCCCUGUUCGUCAAGCCGUCGCUGCUUCUGCUGGAUGACCCCACCGCCCACUUGGAUCUCGAGGCCUGCGUGUGGCUGGAAGAGUACAUGAAGAAGUGGGACCGCACCCUGGUGCUGGUGUCGCACUCGAUGGACUUCCUGAACGGUGUCUGUACCAACAUGAUCGACAUGCGCGGGAAGCAGCUCCUCUACUACGGUGGUAACUACGACUCGUACCACAAGACCCGCUCCGAGCAGGAGACCAACCAGAUGAAGGCCUACAACAAGCAGCAGGAGGAAAUCCAGCACAUCAAGAAGUUCAUUGCCUCGGCUGGUACCUACGCCAACUUGGUGCGUCAGGCCAAGUCGCGCCAGAAGAUCCUCGACAAGAUGGAGGCCGAUGGUUUCAUCCAGCCGGUCAUCCCUGACCGUGUCUUCACCUUCCGUUUCGCCGAAGUCGACAAGCUUCCCCCUCCCGUUUUGUCCUUCGACGAUGUCAGCUUCUCCUACUCGGGCAAGUGGGAGGACUCCCUCUACGAGCACCUUGACUUCGGUGUCGACAUGGACUCCCGAACUGCCCUGGUCGGCCCCAACGGUGUCGGCAAGUCGACCUUGCUGCGCUUGAUGACCGGCAAGCUGAGCCCGAUUGGUGGUCGUGUCAGCCGUCACACACACCUUAAGCUGGGCAUGUACAGCCAGCACUCCGCGGAGCAGCUCGACUUGACCAAGUCUUCCCUCGAAUUUGUCCGUGACAAGUUCCCCGAGAAGUCCCAGGACUAUCAGUACUGGCGCCAGCAGCUGGGCCGCUACGGUCUCAGCGGUGAGGGUCAGACUGCUUUGAUGGGUACCCUGUCCGAGGGUCAGAAGAGCCGCAUCGUGUUCGCCCUGCUGGCCAUCGAAUCGCCUAACAUGAUUCUGCUGGACGAGCCUACUAAUGGUCUCGAUAUCCCCACCAUUGACUCCCUGGCUGACGCUAUCAACGCGUACAGUGGUGGUGUUGUUGUGGUCUCCCACGACUUCCGUCUGCUUGACAAGAUCGCCAAGGAUAUCAUGGUUUGCGAGCACAAGACCGUGCGCCGCUGGGACGGCAGCAUCGGCCAGUACAAGAACCACCUGCGCAACAAGAUGCUGUCGGCUGGUGCCGUCUAA